Molecule: messenger RNA, 5616 nt
Organism: Pocillopora damicornis (cauliflower coral)
Lineage: Eukaryota; Metazoa; Cnidaria; Anthozoa; Scleractinia; Pocilloporidae
Product: ADP-ribosylation factor-related protein 1
Biological process (GO): Golgi to plasma membrane protein transport; protein localization to Golgi apparatus; intracellular protein transport
Cellular component (GO): Golgi apparatus
Molecular function (GO): GTPase activity; GTP binding
Source: RefSeq, a predicted model, not a curated record
UCCAAUAUGGCUUCCAUGACAUUGCAGUUUAAGCCACAUUCGGUUCGAAAAUGUCAGUCUGUAGAGUGAAUUACCUUGUCUUCUAGGUUUUUGGCUCAUAUACCUAAGAACUACUUGGGAAGGGUUCUACAUUCAGUGAUUACUGGCCACAGGAGUGGGCAUUUUGGAGAGAAAUGUACUUACAUUUCUUAUAGAUGACCAGCUUUCGGCAGCAGCUGUACAUUUAGUGUAAUAUUAUUUUGGUUUUGUAUAAUGUUUGCGUUGUUUUCUGGGCUAUGGAAAUACCUUUUCCAAAAGGACGAAUACUGUAUUCUAAUCCUUGGCUUGGACAAUGCUGGGAAGUCGACUCUACUUGAACAGAUAAAACGAAUGUAUGGCAAAAACUACAGUGGUUUACCAUUUGAAAAGAUCACAACAACUGUUGGACUCAAUAUUGGAAAAAUAAACAUGAGUCAUGUGAAGUUGAUAUUUUGGGAUCUUGGAGGUCAGCAGGAGCUACAAACCUUAUGGGAUAAGUACUAUGAAGAAUGCCAUGGUGUUAUCUUUGUUAUCGAUUCCACUGAUGAGACCAGAAUGGAGGAAUCUCAUCAGGCUUUCAACAAAGUAGUUCAAGAUCCUCAGUUACAAGGAAUUCCUUUGCUAAUUCUUGUGAACAAGCAAGAUCUAGAGGGUUCUCAGGGAGUGGAAGCCAUUAAAAAUUUCUUCCAUGAUGACUCAUCUAGCAAUGGGCAACUUGAUUAUUUUAUUCAGCCAACAUCAGCUUUAAGUGGAUAAUAGCGAGGAACAAAGCGAAAACUUCGCUGCCAUCACUAAAGAUGGUGAACAUUUUUAUCUUUGCUAUGGUUUACUAGAAAACAGAUGCCAUGUUUCGUGAAAGAUGAAAUUUGUGCGAGUGCGUCUGAAAUAAGGCCAUCUACAUGAAGCUAACCUGAUUGCACUACAUCAGCUAUGGGGUUUUAGUGGUAGGGCAACGACCUCUAUGUUAUUGAAAAGAAUUAGUCUCUAAGCUCUUGAAAAAAUUACUUCCUGAGGUGCUUAUGUAGCUGGGGGUAAUCUGAGGUGGUGGUGUUUGUCUGACCUUGGGAAUGUAGAGGAUCACAAUCUUUCACGAUGAAUCUUAUAAUCAAAAUGCAACUGUAUCACUGAACAUAAACUAUGCAAUAGAAAUACCCUUUAAGUUUAAAGUUACCUUUAAGUGUCAGCAAAAUUUGGUAACAUUAAUUUUUUAGUGAAGAAUGUGUAUUAAGAUUCGUUAAACUUUAGAAUAACAAUACCGGGAUGUAUUUGAAGUCUGUAACAAUCUAAUUUAGUUUAAGGAAAAAAACAGCUUGCAAUGUCCACGCCUAUGUUUAUAUAGCUGGUCUGAAUGUUUACACUGCCUAUCAAGGUUUGCGUUCGGAGGGGUAUAAAUCCUGUGUAAAAAAGAAAAACAGGGAACGUAAUUUAAAAUUAGAUAAUUGCUAUCAGUUGUACUUAAUGCAGCUAUAGCAUUUAAUUCUUGACAAAUGAUGAAUUAACGCAUUUGCCGAAACAUGAUUAUUUUAGCGAAUCAGAGAUCUUAUUAUGUUUAGAAAAGUUGAGAACAAACGAUGGAGAAGAAAUGACGGAGGAGAACUCAGUCAUCUCUUUAUAUAUUAAAAAAUAAAUAAAUGAACAGCAGUUCUAACGAAGGUAACAGUAAUAACACUGGUUACAGUGCCUAAAAAAACGAAACUUGGUUCUAAUUAUUGGCUACAAACUCAGAUAUGCAUACCCCCGCAACAAGUGUUCCCAAGCAAAGCUUAAGUCGAGUGCGCGGUGCGACAGCGAAGACUAAAAGCAAUCGCCGCAUUUGGGUGAUACAGAGGAUUUUCCUUUGGAAAGUGUCAAAUGUGAGGUCUCGGACAUACAAAGUGAAUUUUUUUUUCGUUGAAACUGAGGGUUGGUUCCGCCGCACGAAACAAUCGACAACAUCCAACUAAUCAUGCCAUGCAAAAUUGUCUUUUGCGGGACUCGGUGAUUAUACUAACAAAGCGUCAUUGUUCAAUUAUUCAAAGUGAAAAAAAGCGUGUUGUGUAUUGCAGCAUGCUCGCAGAUAGAAGAAGCCCUAAAAGAUUGUACUGUGUUUUUCCAGUACAGUUAACUGAAUUCUCUCGCACAAAUGCACAACCAUAAGAAGUGACCUUUCUCACAGACACUGCAGAACAAGGUUUGUCACCUUUAGGUCUAGCUACUGACAUAAUAUGAAAUUCUGCGGUUUGCAUAGAGACCAAACCAGCAGAGCGGUUUCAAAGUAGGGAAGGGGUACACUAGUUUAGUGGAGUGAAACAGACUGAGCCUUCAGUCUUCAAAAAAACAGAAAGGUUUUAGCGCGUCAUAUACAUUUCAAUGAAGUAUACUUAAAAAAAUCGUAUGUGUAUUGUUCAUAAGUACGCCCUUGGUUGGGUCUGAUUCACUCGCUCUUAUUAUCGAUAGGGGCUGUACCACAACAAAUUUCCUUUGGUACAGACACAGUGGAGUAAGACCUAUCGCCUGUAGGUCUAGAGAAUUACAGGCUGUGAACUGUUGCGGUUUCGUCUCAGAAUGCAACACACAACGUGAUAAUAUAUUACUUGAAAUAAGCGCCUGAGGUAGAUGAGAUUUUCUCAGUUUAUUAACCAGUCGGGAACGGCACAUGUGGCAUCAGACAGAUCGGAUAGCACAACUGAAGCAUACAAACUGGCGUCGAAACUACGGACGUUUCCGUGUUAACAGAGAGGAUAUUGUGAGCCUUCCUCACUUUUCGUGUUUAAUUGGCUUAGGGUCGAGUAUCUUGUUCGUAAUUUACUUAGUUGAUCUUUUUCGCAUGCAGAAACAAAGAAAAGCCGACUACAACUUACAGAUCUUAACAGGAAGGAGAAAAAAUUUUUGCUAGGUCGGUUUUUUAAGAAUUAAAAUGACUAAGGAUAAAAGAAUUCUUCUCUCGAGAAAAAAAAUUCCUUUCCUCCGGCCUUUUUUAAAGUGACACAAGUCUUUCAUUAGCACUGCAAAUAGCUUAUUUCCGGCUAAAACGACAGGAACUUUUGAUAAAAUUAAUACGUCUUUGACGAAUGAUAUAACUAUCCGGAGAGAAUCACAUUUGUCUCGUUGCUCGUCUCUUACCACCAGAAGGUGAGAAAUUUACGGAAUUAACUUGAAUAUAGACGGCCUUUUAGUUUUUUUGCGAGAUUUAUCUUAGCGUGGCGUGUUUUUGACCUCGUGUAAUUCCUGACAAACGGUCAUGAAUCAAAUUAUCGAGGUUAUUUCUGUACACACGUCAUAGGGGAGAGGAUAAGACAAAUUUGUGAUUUCCACGGGAUAAGGUUCUUUAUUCUUUAGAAUUUCUGGUAAUCAGCUAACGUGAAAAGAGUCUGAAUUAUGAACCGGUGCUUUUAUGUAAAUAGGUUUGCUUCGGCGUAACGAAAUCCUUCAGGCGCGUUAUACCCAUGCAUGGAAUGCACGAUCCAGAAAGGUGUUAUGAGAGGAAAGCAAAACCUUUUUCAAUGAAGCUGGUCGAUUUUCUCAUAUGGGAGUUUAUAUCUAGCUUGCUAAAGGAAAGGAAAGGAAAGGAAACUGUAAUAUCUAUCGAUAAAGUUUGAAGAGCUGGUAAUGCAUUGACAACACUUUUUGUUCGAAAGAAUUUCUCUCAAUUCACGUGGGUGGACAUUUUUUUUUAAGUAUCACAUCUCACUACCCCACAGAUACGCCCCUCACAUUAUGCGGCUUGUAGAUCAAACAGGCUACUUACUUUCUAGUUAUAGGUUUACAAGUCUGGUAGACAACGUGGCGGUGAUUAAAUGUGAUUAUGAACAGGUUACAGUGUCUGGAAACCCAACCAAAAGAAAUUAAUUGAAGAUGUGAAACCGCAAGGCUUGCGCGUACAUUCCUGAGAAGAAAUUGUUCGACGUUCGAUGGGAAGAAACUGCAAUCUUAGAAAACAUGUGUUUUUUACCUUUUUAUUUUUUCUUUGAUUUUUGUAGAUCUUAGGAGACAGGGCAUGAUCUAUAGCAAAUCUUCUUGUCAUCAUGUUAAGUUUUCCAACGAUUUCAAUGGAGUAAUAUGCUUGUAGACCCAUGAUUGCAAGCACUCAUUUUACUGCAAAAGAGUAUGCUUUUAAAAUGUUCCAAAACAAAGUUUACCUUUUCGUUUUUUACUUAGCCACGAGUCCUUGAUUUAUGUAAGCGCAGAGGAGCUUCGGUGCAAAGUCGAACUUGAGGUCAUUUGACGCCACUUCCCUUCUUAGUGAUUUCCAUCUGCUUGUAGAACCAUGAUAAUCUUCAAGCGUGCAUUUUACUGGAAGAAUAUGUCUUUAUAAAAUGUUCCAAAUAAACAUUUCAUUUUAAUUUCCAGUUUUACUAAGCCACGAGUCUUGUAUUCAUGUACGUACAGACGAACUUUGGAGGUAGGUCGAACUUGACGCAACUGCGCUUCCCACCGAUUUUAAUGGUAUGGUCUGCUUGUCGACCCACAGGUCUUAUAUUCAUGUAAGAGCAAGGCAGCUUUGUUGCUGCCUUAGUCGAACUUAACGCCACUUCCCUUCAGAGUGCAAUAUGCAGUUAUCUGCUAUCAACAUCACAUCUCAAAUAGGCCAUUUUACAGUUGUGUACCUAGUUGCCAAUACUUUGAUUUGGAGUGAGACUGAAGGUGACCUUGUUGUAAUAGAGACCAGUAUCUGGUUAGCAUGAUAACAAAGUAAUUUGCAUUUGAAAAGCAGCAAGGUUUGUAUCAUAACAAGGUCCACCUUAACCUCACUCCAGUUCAAAGGCCUGGCAACCAAGCACACAACUGUAAAAUGGACUAUUGAUUUUCGUUUCCCUUGGCAGUAAAGUUGCUGAGGUUCUACUUCUAGUAUUCUAAUUAUACAUUGUUGUGUAAACGUAAACUUUUGAUUACUUAGUAUUUUAUACGUUUUUGAACUGCAAGCACAGAAAAUUAGAACUGAAAUCUCUCUGAACUCUAAUCAACCUGUGGUCUUAACUCGCGUAAAAGCUGUAGGAUACGACCCAAUACCUUCAUGAAGCGUACAAAGUAGCAGCACGUGUGCUCUGACUAUGGCUAACCUUGAACUACCAAACUUGACGUGAUGAAUAAGAGAACACAUUUGUUGUUCGCAUUUAAAGACAAAAAUGGUCUUUUUGUAGCUUUAUAUUUUUUUGGUGAAACAUUAUGUCUGUUGGUUUCCGAGGAAUUACGAAAAAAAUUUUAAAAUCAAUUAAUUACAAAUCAAACUGAAGUCACCUACUUGCUGAUUGACAUUGAAUCAUUCGCAAAUAUUAAAAUAUAAUUAAGUCAACGGUGGAUCUCCCUCGAGAACUGCAAGGUUUUCAUGCAUAUUUGAACUCAUACCUGAGAGAAAAAAAAGGAAAGGCUAUACAGAAGAGUGACAAUGCAGCUUCCCAAAUACCUGGAAGAGAGUGAGGAGUGACUAUUCAAGGUUGUUGAUACGCCGGUUCCUGUAGAACGUGCCAGAUGAAUUGGUUGAGAAAAAGAAAUUAAAACUGUCUGAUAAUAAACACAGAAGUUUUCGUAGCUUGCCCUAUUACCACUAGAUAAUAGUGUGGAAUAAAGCAAAAAUGUCAUCGCCAUAAUCAAAGAUGGUAGACAUUUCUAUUUGCGCUA